Molecule: messenger RNA, 387 nt
Organism: Parnassius apollo (apollo)
Lineage: Eukaryota; Metazoa; Arthropoda; Insecta; Lepidoptera; Papilionidae
Source: the annotation of a GenBank genome assembly
AUGAAAGUUCUACAAUCUCAGGCAGUAAAUGUGAAUUCUCCUACCUUGUACAAGCUUUGGUCUUUUUUUCAAGGUGAUUUUCCACUGAAAGAAUCAACAAAUGUAGAAAUACAAUCUCCAAUAAAUACAACAACCAAUGUAAAUCUGAGCAACGAAGAUAAUGUGACAACAGUAAAACUCACCACGACUCCUACAAAAAAUAUUGUUUUAGAUUUAUCCACACCAUCUACAUCAAAAGAUAAGCCUCACUUUAACAAAUCAAUCAAUGAAUACUUACAAAAUCCCCCAGUAAAUAAAAGAAAAUUUAUCAGGAAGACAGAAAAGAACCCUUAUGUAAUAACUUCCGUGAACUUUAGAGCAACUAUUGAAAGAAGAAAAAUUGAGUAA